Messenger RNA from Bicyclus anynana (squinting bush brown), 2380 nucleotides. RefSeq names its product short stature homeobox protein 2-like. Gene Ontology annotation, molecular function: sequence-specific double-stranded DNA binding; DNA-binding transcription factor activity, RNA polymerase II-specific. Gene Ontology annotation, biological process: regulation of transcription by RNA polymerase II. Gene Ontology annotation, cellular component: nucleus. Bases 740 to 1603 code for a protein of 287 amino acids. The record is from RefSeq and is a predicted model, not a curated record. NCBI's taxonomy places the organism in Eukaryota, Metazoa, Arthropoda, Insecta, Lepidoptera, Nymphalidae. The transcript has 5 exons.
UUUAAAUCCUUACCUACUUAAUUAAUAAAUACUCGGACUCCGCAGAAGUAGGUACCUACUCCAACAAAAACUUGAAAUAAUAAGCUUGGAAAAUUGUCAGAAAGUUACAAACGUAACGUAUCGAAAGGAGUGUGAUUUUCAUCCUCCUCUUAACAAGUUAGCUUCCAUCUUAGAUUGCAUCAUCACUUACCAUGAGAUGAAAUUGUAGUCAAGAGCUAACUUGUAAAGAAUAAAAAUAAAUGUAAACUAUGAGAACAAGAAAAGCGUAUUAUUAUAAAAUCAAAUCAGCACGUAUGCAAAAGCGCAAUGCGAUUUGCUACGAAUUGCUCUACGAGAAUACACUGUAGUGUUCUACAUACAUUUUCCCAAUUCACAAAACGCUUCACACCCAAGAUUUACAUCAGUACACAACACAAAAGGACCGCAUAAAAAAUUCAAUUCCAAUAUAACGAUAAUGUAGGCGUGUAUUAUUCGCCGUCGGCAACUUCAGUCUCGGACGAGCGGAACGCGGAAGAAACGCUAGGGCGGGCGCGUGCGCGAGACUUGGGCGGGGUUUGAUUUCCGCCUUAGAAGUUCCACCAAUUGAAAUUGAACUGUAACCAAGUGUUUUUAGGGUCGCAAUUGAAACGAGGUGGUGGUUUGUGUGGGGGUGGAGGUGUGCGAACCGCCUCCGCCGCAGUGUGUUCGGUAGAGCGUGGCGUGCGAUGGCCGCGCGCGCGGUCGCGUGUCUGGAGCAGUAAUGGUGAUGGAGCGGCUGGCGGACUUCGUCAGCAAGUCGCUGGAGGGCGGCGACGCGCCCGCCCCGCCGCCGGAGCCCGGGGAGCCGGACGAUGCGGACGAGGACGUGGACAUCACCGCGCUGGAGGAGAAGGCGCCGCCGCCCAAGAGGCCGCGGAACUGGCUGGUGUCGCCGGUGCCGCCGCACAACUACAAGCGCGAGGAUGACGACGAUGACCAUAAACACGAUCUCACGGACAAAUCAAACGGCAGCAUAAACAGCAGCAACAGCGGCAAGCAGCGCCGCUCGCGCACCAACUUCACUCUGGAGCAGCUGGGCGAGCUGGAGAGGCUGUUCGACGAGACGCAUUACCCUGACGCCUUCAUGCGCGAGGAGCUCAGCCAGCGCCUCGGCCUCAGCGAAGCAAGAGUCCAGGUGUGGUUUCAAAAUCGACGUGCUAAGUGUCGGAAGCACGAGAGCCAGAUGCAUAAAGGUCUCAUGGUAGGCGGAGGUGGAACGCCACUGGAGCCAUGUCGCGUGGCGCCAUAUGUGGCGGUGCCACGGUUGGCAAACUCGACCCCUCGGCCGCCGCCACCGCCGCCGCUGUCACUCGCACCCCAUCCGCCGGCGACAGCCUUCGCGCCCUUCGACUCUGCAUUGUUGUCGGCUCAUCAGUACGCGACAGCAGCAGCAGCAGUGGCGGCGGCAGCACUGUGUCCUCCAUACGCGGGGCUGGCAGCGCUGGCGGCGCGCUGCCGCUCCUCGUCGAUUGCCGACCUGCGGCUAAAAGCGCGGCGGCACGCCGCAGCGAUGGCGGCCGCGCGCGGACACACGCCGCCGCCCGCCGCCGCGCCCUCUCCCGCCUCAGCGCCCGCGGACACAUAGCCCACCUUACUAUGACGAUUAGUUCCGAAGAUUUCAAAAAUCAAAAGUUUGAUCAAAAUACUCGGCUAUUUAUUUCGUGAGUGACUUUUGAUGUAAAGUAGUCGAUCUUAUGGCGAGUAGUUAGACGAAACUUUAUUUUUUUUUUACUCGUGAAAUUACAUUUCUAAUGUUUUUAGUUCAAUCUUCAGGUUAAUAUUUUUGAAUUGGAUUGCAAACGAAAUUUCUGUUAUUACUGAUCAAACUACUCGCCCAAAGAUAAGGAACUUCACGUAUGAAUGAAGUGACUCGCGUUUUGACUAAAAUUUUGACCAAUGAGUAAAAUUAGUAUGGAAAAAUUGUAAAUGAAUUAACUGUGAUAGUGAUUGAGUAAUCGUGGAGCAAGGAUGAUCUCAUGAAUAUACUUAAUUUAAAAAUUACCUAAUAACUAUUUGGAUUCUAAGCUUCUUGUCUUGAUAAAAUGUUUUAGUUCCAGGUUUAAGGAUUGUAAAUACGAAAAAAGUAAAAUAUAAUUAAUACUAAGAUUCAAUAUAAUAAAACAAAAUUGAUGCUCUGUUUAUAGCUGUGUAUCUACUAUUAUUAUGAAUUAUACUAUUAGAAAUUAUUGAGCUUGUUUAUAUUUUUAAUUUAUAAAUCGGUUACAUAUUUUCAUUUACUUAGUAUUUACUAAUUACCGUUGCUUUAAUAGGAGUUACAAAAUAUAGGGAAUUGAAAAAUACGUGACGUUGCUUUUUCUUAAUAAAUUGCAUAACAUGAUAGGGUUGUGCCACAAGAAUAAUA